CCAUUGCUGCUGCUGCUGCUGCUGCUGCCCUGUUGACUACUGGUCCCGCUGUCAAAUGUGUCCGACCUGCCUGGAUACAUCGCAUGUCCAUGCGGACACCCUUACAAGUACUACACAUACAAAUACGGAUUUGGCUGGACUGUGUAGCGAGUCACUGGGACUUCGAGGAGCCAUCUCCGCUUGGAGACAUUGAUUACAGUGGUUACCCAGAUGAAGAUUAAAGAUUGUCUUAGUUUGUUUAGUGUACGCAUGAAACUUCGAAUCUGAAGAAGGACAAUCACUUUCUGUCGGCUCAGCACAUUCAGGCAGUUUGGAGACAUGGGGGGGUUAAAGGUCAAUGCAUUUGCACACAACCUGGCCAAGGCCUGGACAUGUUAACCACUUGACAAGCUUGCCACUCAACUCGAUACGCCUCUUCAGUGUAAUGAGGCUGCACCGAGGACCACAUCUACUUGUAAGCAUCCAGUUAAUCAUUGAAUAAUUAGCCACCUUUGUCUUUCCUCUUGUGAUAGCAGCCAGCUGCUUUGUGUAUGAAAAGAAAAGAGUAGCCACUGAUAGGCUUCACAUCACAAUGCGCUUUUUGCUAUUUUUUUUGUUUAACACUUGUUGCUGAGUAACGUGCAAUGCUUUGCAGAUCUUCUAACACGUGUGUGCACUUACUAUUUGUCACAUGAAUGUCAGCAGCCAUAUUUUGCAUGAGGGAACAGCUUUGAUGCACGCACACAUUUUUAUAUUUAAGCUAUUUCACAUUUUCAAAUGUAAGACGCAAUUGUUGCAAAAUGCUUUCUGUGAAUUGAUAUACUGAGCAUAGAUGAUAACCCCCGAAGCUUCAUCAUAUAUGAAAUGAUAAACACCAAGAUAAUGACUGUUUGCUUAUCACUCCUACUACUACGCUGAAAAGAAAAGUACUUAAUUUUUGGUUGCACAUGAUUAAAAUGUGGUAAACUGAAGUAAUUUCCCCCUCUUUUCCUAAAAAAAAAAAAAAAAAAAUCAAUAUAUGCUAGUUCCACACACUGUAAUCAUGUCCAACUGAUGUACAUUUUCUAAUUAAGUACAUUUAAAGGACUUUUUAUCAGAGUACUACCAUUGAAAAUCAUCAUUAUCAUGAUAACGAUAAUAUUCAAAACAGUAGUGAGAAGCAAUAUAGUUAUGAUUAAAGCAAUAAUUAACAAAUGAAUAAAGGAAUGACUUAAUGACUGACUGACUGACUGACUGAAUGAAUGAAUGAAUGACACUGUACCCUGAAAAAAGUAAUGAAUUUUCAGUUGCACUUGAUUAAAAUGUGGUAAACUGAUGUAAUUUCCCCCUAUUUCCUGGAAAAAUAAAGAAAUAAUGUAUGUUAUGUUAACACAUUUUAAUCAUGUGCAACACAUUUACAUAUUUGAAUUAAGUAAACUCAAAGGACUUUGUUUCGGUGUGGAGUAAAAGCAGAUAUUUCCAAAUGUUAUAUUUUGAAUAAACAAAGAUAAUCAGUCUGCUUUCAUGGAGGAAUGAAGAAAUCUGAGAAUAUUUACUGUUGAGAGGAUGUAAUCGGAGGACUUGGACAAUUUUAAGUUAAAUAAGGUCUCUUAAAGGAAUAAUCGAUUAUUAAAAUAGUUGUUAAUUUGAUGAUCGAUUAGUUGUCGAUUAAUAAAACAAUGGUCAUUUAGUAUACAGCAGGAAAAUAAAAAUAAAAAUGUGAUUUAACGUGCAAGACUGACAUGCACAACUACUACUACUCUCAUUAACAUCUACUUUUACUACUACUACUACUAAUAAUAUUUACAAACAUUUUAUAUAUUUAUUUUUUUAGAGUUGUUUUGUUUUAUUUAUUUUUUUAAAUGUACAGUACGUCUUAUUUCACCUUCGCCAGCCUAGCAGGCCGUCAUAAAAUCGUUUGCAAAAUGUGCAUUGACAACCUGUGCUUGUCACAUUCAAUUAUUUUUGUACAGUAAACAUAAUAGGUACUUUGCCAAACACCCAGAAAGGGAGCAUUCAAGUUGACACAAAUGAAAUGGUGGGAAAAUAUUCACAAUUUAUUCGUAAUAAAUCACAAAAUGAUGUUAAAUUUUAAACAUUUUAAAAUGAAGCGCAGAAGGAGUGCUUUGCAGUAUUUCUUCUGCCAUCUUAUUUUGUCAUGUGCAGAGCACCAAAAAAUGCAAUGCAACAACAAAGCCAACAGCCGCAGUGAGUACUUUUUGUUAAGUGGUAUCGAUGAGGCCAUCCCUCAAAGUUCUUUUACGUCAUAUUUGCUAUUGACCUUAGCAGCCCUUUGAUGAAGAUGGGGUGAUAACGAGUGGGGGUUCACACUUCUUCUGAUGACCAGCUCCCCUUCAAGAAUAAACCCCACCCCGACACUGUGUUGCUGCUUUACCAAGGCCUCAGCUGAUCAAUAUAUAAGGUAUUCUGACACAAGCAGUCGGACACACGGCGACUCACAGAGAAGGAACACACAACCACACUGACCUCUGUCACAUCGGAGGUCCGUUCGAAAUCCGUUCGUGUCCAGACCUUCAUUUCAGUGCUGCCAUGUGGAAGGACUCUAGUAAUGAUGAUGCCAGACCCCCGGCCUCCAGUGGCGCCUCUUCUCGCAGCGCCAGCCGCAGGAAGAGGACCAGCUUUUCCAAAGAGCACGUAGAGCUCCUGCGUGUCACUUUUGAGACUGACCCAUACCCUGGCAUCAGCCUCAGAGAGAGCCUGUCUCAGACGACAGGCCUUCCAGAAUCCCGUAUCCAGGUGUGGUUUCAGAACAGGAGAGCUCGUACACUAAAGUGCAAAGGGGCCAAGAAAGCACUGUGGCAAGCUGAUAGUCCAAUUCAAAACGCUCCGGCUCCACAUCACAAUGUGGCUCGGGGGCCACAGAGUGGGCCGGUUUCUAUGGGGCGACAGGGUCCCCCGUCAUCCUACCCCACGCGGGUGAAGGAAGAGAUGGAAGAACCCUGCUUUUAUGGACACUGUCCUCCAAUGUACACCACUAUCGAGGAUCAUCGACAAUAUGGCUCUAUGUACGGUCUCCAUCAGAGCACACCACUGGGCAACAGCUCCAGCCCACACCUGAGGGGCUACUGGUCCCAGCCAAGCACCCAAACAGACCCUGUGACCCCGCUGUGGUGCAACUCUCCCGCGGAGGGGCGCAGCUGCAGCGCAAGCACUCUCGCCUUCAUGUGCCCAAGAAACUACACGGCCCGCUCCAGCUGUCACUCCACCAGCCCAGACACCCCAGAUUCGGGAUACUGGGAUCCCAGCAUCGAAAACAGCCCCCCACUGGACGGUCUUUACUCGCAGCUAGAUGUUUCGUGGGGUGGUCUGGAAGGUUGCAGGCGGUCUGGAUUUCAAUCACUGGUCCAGCAUGCUCCCUUGCCUGAGCUGUCCCUCCAGGAGAUCCUCGGGGAGCUGGAUGAGGACUGGCUUGGGGGAGGACACGAGAAAAUGGCCCUGUGUUGAUGACUCUGUAAGCAGAUAUCAUCCGGAAUCAUAUGUAAUCUUUGAUUAUCCUCAGUUCUGUGUUCCUUCAGAGGCCUGUACAUACAAAUAACUCAAAUGGCAAAGUGUUACAAAUGAGAUCAAUACUACACAAAGCCCACCCACAUAUAUAUGUGCAUUUUCCCGCUGUUAAUGUAUUUAUUAAUUCAGCCUCUAUUUAUUAUUAUUAUUAUUAUUACCUGUAUUUAUGUUUUUUCCCCUGCACUUUUAUAUAAAUAAAUAAUUUUAAAAUGUUUUUUUUCUUUAUUAAUGUAUUUAUCGAUAUACACUACAACACAUCUGGCAAUAUUUGUGUUGACAGAAGGAAAACACAUUUCUGAACACACAACUGAAAAUAGGCCAUGAAUAACCACAAGAUGGUGCUUGUGAGUAGGACACGCUGGAAUUGCUGCGGUUCCUUCUUCUGAAGGACCACACAGCACAAGGGUAGAAGGAAAACACUGAUAAUACAUAAACAAAACCAUCCAUCCAUUUUCUGGAGCGUUUGUCCUUGUCGUGGGUGAGCUGGAGCCUAUCCCAGCUGACUUGGGGCGAGAGGCAGUGUACACCCUGGACUGGUCACCAGCCAAUCACAGUGCACAUAUAGACAAACAACCAUUCACACUCACAUUUACACUGCUGGAUAAUUGAUAGUCUUCAAUGAACCUAAUAGGCUUGUUC
Molecule: messenger RNA, 4122 nt
Organism: Phyllopteryx taeniolatus (common seadragon)
Lineage: Eukaryota; Metazoa; Chordata; Actinopteri; Syngnathiformes; Syngnathidae
Gene: mxtx1
Product: mix-type homeobox gene 1
Exons: 5
Coding region: 2509-3423 (304 amino acids)
Molecular function (GO): DNA binding
Source: RefSeq, a predicted model, not a curated record